Molecule: messenger RNA, 2010 nt
Organism: Plectropomus leopardus (leopard coralgrouper)
Lineage: Eukaryota; Metazoa; Chordata; Actinopteri; Perciformes; Serranidae
Source: RefSeq, a predicted model, not a curated record
AUGAAGAAAACCAAGCUUGGUCCUGAGCUGAAAAAGCAGAAGGACCUCUUCUUUACUGGAGCUCGUGUGGAUGGCCUCACAAGGCCGUCAAGGUCCAUUGAUUUCCACACUGUGAGAAUGCUGAAAGCUCCAUUUUGCCUCAUUGAUUUCGACCCCUCGGGGGAUGUGAGGCAGGCCGACCUCACAGGGCAAACUCGCGCCACAUCCCACACUGAUAUCUCCGUUGCCAGCGUGCGCCCGGGUCUCUUCCUCCGCGGGAGCUGCGAUGCCACGGUGCUCAUCUUUGGGAAGCUCCCUGAGUGUACGAGAGGAGGACCCGAGUGGGAAAACAUCGUGAACUCCGUUGCGCUGCUGGAGAUCAAUGCAGACUGACGAACUAUGAACUUGUUCGUGUGGAUAUUAGUCUCAAACUUUUUCUUUCGCUGGACUUCGGUUGACGCACAGAUGGGGUAUGAUGGUCCUCUGUCUGCACAGGAGCAGAUAUACAUCCUUUAUGAAAUCAAACUGCAGUGCUACCAGAACCUCUCCAACACUGACCCGGGUAACAUAUAUGAAGUGUGCCCUCCAGACUGGGAUGGUCUUAUAUGUUGGCCCCAUGGAUCCCCUGGGCUGGUUACCAAGGUUCCCUGUCCGUCUUACAUCUACGACUUCAAUCACAAAGGAAAUGCAUACAGGAAGUGUGAUGUCAACGGAUCCUGGGUGUAUGUGGACCGCUGGAACAAAACAUGGACCAACUACUCCGAGUGUCUGCGCUUUCUGCAGCCCACUGACGAGGAUGGGAGACAAGACUUCUUUGAGCGGCUCUAUGUCAUGUAUACCAUUGGCUAUGCUGUGUCCUUCAGCUCUCUGCUCGUGGCCAUCAUCAUUAUUGGAUACUUCAGGCGUCUUCACUGCACCAGAAACUACAUCCACAUGCACCUAUUUGUCUCCUUCAUGUUACGGGCAGUCAGCAUCUUUGUGAAGGACAAAGUCGUCCAUUCCAGUGCUGGAUUGCAGGACUUUGAUUCUGCCCUGCUGGACAACUUAAAGACAGUCAGCAUGGCACCAGUGGACAAGUCUCAGUAUAUUGGCUGCAAGGUGACAGUGCUGCUCUUCAUCUAUUUUCUGGCCACCAAUUACUACUGGAUCCUGGUGGAAGGCCUCUACCUCCACAGCCUCAUCUUCAUGGCCUUUCGAUCAGACUCCAAAUACCUCUGGGGAUUCACCCUCUUCGGAUGGGGUGUUCCAGCUAUUUUUGUGGGAGUGUGGGCGAUCGUCAGGGCAACGCUAGCAGAUGCAAGGUGCUGGGAGUUAAGUGCUGGGAACAUUAAGUGGAUCUACCAGGUUCCCAUUCUGACAGCCAUUGGGCUCAACUUCAUCUUGUUUGUGAACAUCGUGCGAGUGUUGGCCACUAAAAUUCGAGAGACAAAUGCAGGGAGAUACGACACCAGGAAACAGUACAGGAAACUGGCAAAGUCCACCCUGGUGUUAGUGCUGGUGUUUGGCAUCCAUUACAUCAUCUUUGUUGGGAUGCCUCUUACGUUUGAGGGGCCGAGCUGGGAGGUCCGCAUGUACUGUGAGCUGUUCUUCAACUCCUUUCAGGGUUUCUUUGUGUCCAUCAUCUACUGCUACUGCAAUGGAGAAGUCCAGACGGAGAUAAAGAAAACGUGGACGCGCUGGAACCUGGCCUUUGAGUGGGAGGGCCCAGUGGUCUGCGGCCGCUACAGAUACGGCUCAGUGGUUGUCGGCAUCAACAACAACAGCACCAGCAGCCAGUCCCACCUUGCAGGAGGCGGCCCCUCCACCCGCUCCACCACGCUUGUUUCAAGCCGUGUUUAUCGGAGCACAGGUCCUCCCGUGAUUAGCAUGCAUGCAACUCUCCCUGGAUAUGUGAUUAGUAACUCGGACCCAUCCAUACCUGAAGAACCUGAGGACAGCGACCCCAAGCGAGUGGAUGAUAUUGCGCUGAAGGAAAAUCUACCUGUUGUUAGUACCAGUGGAACAGCAGAGGAGGAGGAGGAGACACUGUAG